Antechinus flavipes (yellow-footed antechinus) is the source of this 4462-nucleotide messenger RNA. RefSeq names its product zinc finger protein 883-like. Bases 686 to 2758 code for a protein of 690 amino acids. Gene Ontology annotation, biological process: negative regulation of transcription by RNA polymerase II. The record is from RefSeq and is a predicted model, not a curated record. The transcript is spliced from 4 exons. Gene Ontology annotation, molecular function: DNA-binding transcription repressor activity, RNA polymerase II-specific. NCBI's taxonomy places the organism in Eukaryota, Metazoa, Chordata, Mammalia, Dasyuromorphia, Dasyuridae.
CUACGUCACUUCUGCCAGGACCAAAUACUACCACUUAGGCUCCGCUCUACCGUCGCUCCUGGGUCAGGGUGAGUGGGACCCAAGCCGGGGCGGGCUUUGACGUCAGAUUUUUGCUCGGGGCUAGGCUGCUUACCUGCUGGAAAGAACGGGCAUGCGCAGCACAGAGCGGUUCCCCUCCCCCCGCCUUGCCUCUUGCGCAUGCGCACUCUUUCUCCGUGUGUUGACUUCCUCCUGAGCCUCUCUUGGCUCCCCAGCACCUACCUUCCCGCCCCGCCCACACUGUCCCGGGACUCGAGGGCGCAUCGCAGCCCAGUCCUGGAGCCGGCCUCGGACAAGCCGCUGGACCUCGCGCUCCCUCGGCAGGGCCCGCCCAGCCCUUCCCCAUCCCUCGGGGCCUCAGUUUCCCCCUCUGUACACUGCCCGUCCUCUCCCCGGACCCUUGCUCAGCCUCGGGUCUUCCCAGCCUGGGCGUGCGGCCGUUCACCUGCCCCAGACCCUGCUGGGCCCCGGUCAGAAGGGUCUGCCUGCGAGCGGGACGUCCCGGCGCCCGGCCCUGUCUCACCCCCCAGCGGGACCUCCCGGUGCCCGGCCCUGCCCGACCCUUCCUCCUUUCCCUUCCUCCCCAGCAGGACGUCCCGGCGCCCGCUGCUGCCCCUCCCGCGCAGAAGCAGCCCACGGGGAGGAGAUGGCCCCCAUGUUCCUGGCGGACAGCGCCUCCCGGGGCUCUGUGACCUUUGGGGACGUGGCCGUGGACUUCUCCCAGGAGGAGUGGGGGCACCUGGACCCCGCCCAGAAGGAGCUGUACCGGGAGGUGAUGCUGGAGAACUACCGGAACCUGGUGGGCCUGGGACUCGCAGUUUCCAAACCCCGUGUGAUUGAGCAGUUGGAGCGAGGGGAAGCGCCGUGGACACCAUGGGGAGGGGUCCCGAGCAGCUGCGGUCCAGAUUUGGAAGCUAAGCCUGAAGUCAAAGAAUCAGCUUUAAAGUUUGGCCUUUCUAUGGAAAAAUUGUCUGAGGAAAUGCUUAUGAAUGUUGGUGAUUGUGUCUUUGAGUUAAGAGAAUUCUGCAGAUUUGAUGCCGGUUCAGAAAGGCAGCAGAAUAAUGAGGAGAAUCCUUUUCAAGCCACAGCAUUCAUCCAGAAGAAGCUUCCCCAAGGAGUACGACUCUCUGAAUACAAUAAAUGUAGUGGAAGCUCCAGUCCAGCACAAAGACUUUUUCCGCUACCAGUUGUAAGUGUGAAAAGUGUGCAUGAAUGUGACACAAAUCAAAGACACUUCACCUUGUUUUCAGAUCUUCCAAAAUAUAAUAGAACUUGCUCAAAGGAGAUAUUUUCUAAUUAUCAUGAAUUUGGAGAUUGCUUUAAUUAUGAUUCAGAAAUUAAUGAAAAAAGAUUACAUUCUAAAGAGAAACCUCAAGAAUAUAAUGAAUGUGACAAGGCCUUCCACCUGACCUCACAGCUUAUACAACACCAAAAAAUUCAUACAGCACAGGGAUCAUAUAGGCAAAGGAACAUGCUGAGCUCAUCCAGAAACUUUAAUGUCCACCAGAGAAUUCAAAUAGAGCCACCAUACGAAUGUAAAGAGUGUGGGAAGGCAUUCAGUCAGAGUAGAAACCUUACUCUUCAUCAGAGAAUUCACACUGGAGAGAAACCAUAUGAAUGUAAAGAAUGUGGGAAGUUCUUCCGACAAAAGGCACAUCUUACUGUACAUCAGAGAAGUCACACUGGAGAGAAACCUUAUGAGUGUAAUGAGUGUGGCAAGUUCUUCCGCCGGGGUACCCAUCUUAUUCUGCAUCAGAGAAUUCACACUGGAGAAAAACCAUACGAAUGUAAAGAGUGUGGAAAGGCUUUUACCCAAAGCAAUACACUUACUCUCCACCAGAGAAUUCACACUGGAGAGAAGCCAUACGAAUGUAAUGAAUGUGGGAAGGUCUUCAGUGAUUGGUCAAACCUUAUCCAGCAUCAGAGAGUUCAUACUGGAGAGAAACCUUAUUAUUGUAACGAAUGUGAGAAGGCCUUCAGCCACAGUGGAGACCUUACUCUGCACCAGAGAAUUCACACUGGAGAGAAACCAUAUGAAUGUAAGGAGUGUGGGAAGUGCUUCCGACAGAAGGCACAUCUUAUUGUACAUCAGAGAAUUCAUACUGGAGAGAAACCUUAUGAAUGUAAUGAGUGUGGCAAGUUCUUCCGCCGGGGUUCACAUCUUAUUCUACAUCAGAGAAUUCACACUGGAGAAAAACCAUAUGAAUGUAAAGAGUGUGGAAAGGCUUUUACCCAAAGCAAUACACUUACUCUCCACCAGAGAAUUCAUACUGGGGAGAAGCCAUAUGAAUGCAGUGGAUGUGGGAAGGUCUUCAGUGACUGGUCAAACCUUGUUCAGCAUCAGAGAAUUCAUACUGGAGAGAAACCUUAUUACUGUAAUGAAUGUGAGAAGGCCUUUAACCACAGUGGAGACCUUGCUCUGCACCAGAGAAUUCACACUGGAGAAAAACCAUAUGCUUGCAGUGCAUGUGGGAAGACUUUUCGCCAGAACUCAGCCCUCACUCAACAUCAAAGAAUUCAUAGUGGAGAGAAACCUUAUGAAUGUAAUGAAUGUGAGAAGGCCUUCAGCCGGAGCAGAGACCUUACACUCCAUCAGAGAAUUCACACUGGAGAGAAACCCUAUCAGUGUAAUAGAUGUGGCAAGUUUUUCCGUCAGAGUGCACACCUUCUUCGACAUCAGAGAAUGCAUACUGAAGAAAAACCCUAUGAAGUGUAUUGAAUGUGGGAACGUCUUCUGCAAGAGCUCAUACCAUACUCAAAAUCAGGUAACUUCAUACCUGGAGGAAAACCUAGCAAUGCAGUGAAUGUGACAAGAUUUUCAGCCAAAACCAUAAUUCUCCAUCAGAUAAUUCAUAUUGAAGAGAAAUCUUAUGAAUGUAACACAUGUGGGAAAUUUGUCAGAAUAUACAUCACAGAUUUCAUGCUGGAAAGAAAACAUAUGAAUAUAUUGAAUGUGCUCAGAUCUUACUCAGCAUUAGAGAAUGAAUACUAAGGAGAAACUAUGCUAAUUUCAUAACUGUAGGAAGAUAUUUCUGCCUGGGAUGAGAGCUUAGUGUACACCAUAUAUUCAUUUUAGAGAAAACCUUAUGAAUGUAAUAAAUGAAUUCAUGUCUUCUGUCAGAAUAUAUACCUUUCUAGCAGAAAGUUUACACCAAAAUCUGCCCUUUACCAUAUAAAGUAAUGGAUGUGGGAAGUUUGACUGCUAACACAUCUGACUCACCAUCAGAGAUAAGAACAUAGCUGAGGAUUUUAGACCAUGACACAGCCCUCUUCAUGUUUAAUUAAGUGCAAAUAAAGUUUUUAAUCAUCAAUAUUCGUCAGAUGUUGUAAUCCCACUUUUCAGAAAAGGGAACAUGGGAAGAAGGUGAAUAUCAGGAACUUUGUCAGUUCACACAUAAUGAGAACCAUGAGAAACUUCAGCAGCUGUAGAAGCCAUCCCGUUCACAGAGUCCUGCUAUCAGUAUGCAGGACAAGUAACCAUCUGGCCUCUGCUUGAAGACCUGUAGCAGGGGUGUACCAGGACAGCUCCAGGAUUAGAAGUCUUGCAAUCUCAGUCACAAAUUUUCCUCUGCAGCAUCCAUCUAUUGCACCUGGUUCUGUUUUCUGGACCCAAACAAAAGUAAUUGAAUCCUUCUUCCACAAUGAUGGCUUUUCACAUUCUGUGUCUUCUCCAGGUGCAUCUAGCCCAAUUUUUUUAAUGUCUUCUGAUGACACAGACUCAGCAAAGACCUCUCUUCAUCCUGGAUGGUUUCCUUCGGACACUACAACUAAUCGGUGAUGUCCAGAAUGGAAUAUGCUACUUCUCUGUUAAGAUCUGAUGACUGCAGGUUAGGGGGAGACUAUCCUCUCCCUAUUCCUGGGAACCAUACUUUCUUAAUGGAAAGAAAUUAGCAUUUGUUAAGUGUCUACUGUUUUAUCAGGCAGAGUGCUGAACACACUUUAUAACUAUCUCAUUUAAUCCUCACAACAAAUCUGGGUAAUAAGUGGUAUUAUCUCCAUUUUCCUGUUGAGGAAGCUUAAGCAUACUGGAGGUUAGGUGACUAAGACUGGAUUUGAACUCAGGCCUUCCCGACUCUGGGCCCACAGCUCUAGCUACCGUGCCACCUAGUUACCUCAUAUAGUUGUCCCACUAUGAACCUAUGGACCACAACUGUCUGUAAGACUUUCUUGGCAAAGGAACUUCCUUCUCUAAUGGAUCCUUUUGUUAGGCAGAGAUCAAAUGACUUGCCCAGGGUCAUCUGGCAAGGAAGUAUCUGAUUUGAAAUCUGGAUUUGAACUGAGGUCUUCCUGAUUCCAGGAACCCAGUGCUCCAACUGCCUCUUAUUAUAGCCCAAGUUCACAUUAGCUUUUUGGAUUGCUACAUCACACUGCCAACUCAUUGACCUUUUAGUGCAUUAAAACUUCCAAGUCUUUUCCAGAACAA